UACUCUGGACUGUAAAAAGCUAAACCCAUUUGCUGUUUUGCAAAUUGUGAAUGUGAUAAUUGUUUCCUGGAACUUUAGAAACUAAGUUAUAUUCUCGUUUAAGUAUAAGAAAUUUUAAAUCCUAGCGAAAAUGAAUACCAGCGGCAAUUAUUUCGAUGAACAACUCGUCCAUAUUUACACGCAUCUAGUGCAUAAUUAUGUGCCAGACUUUGUACUCACUAUGGGUAAACAUUUUGAGUAUACGCCGUGGAUAUUCUCGUUACUCGGGUCGGUGGUGAUCGGCUUGAGCGGUAUACUACCUUUAUUCAUUAUACCCACUGGUGAAAAACUCGAGAAAGGCGGUUAUGCGGAUCCUGCUGAGUCCAAAUUCCUUAAAGUGCUGCUAAGCUUUGCUGUCGGCGGCCUACUGGGUGAUGUUUUCCUUCAUCUGUUGCCUGAAGCUUGGGAAGGUGAACAACAAAGUCCCACUGAACAUCCUUCUUUGCGCUCAGGCCUUUGGGUUUUAUCGGGCAUACUAAUUUUCACGAUUGUCGAGAAAAUAUUCUCCGGAUACACCAAUGCCGAUGAGGAGAAUCCACAGCCAAAAUGUGUGGAAAUUGCAAAUUGUUUACUUCGCAAAACAGGCGGAAAAAUACCAGAAGGCCACAAUAGUUCAGAAAGCUGUGCAAGAUCAUGUGAUAUCGAAGAAGUACCCAAUGGUUGUUUCUUGCGCGAACGCGAACAAAAACAAAAGGAGCAGCCAAAAAAAGUAGCAGGCUACUUAAAUUUAAUGGCGAAUUCCAUUGACAAUUUCACACAUGGCCUGGCUGUUGCCGGUUCAUUUUUGGUCUCAUUCCGACACGGUGUGCUAGCAACAUUUGCGAUUUUGUUGCACGAGAUACCACAUGAAGUUGGUGAUUUUGCCAUUCUCUUGCGUUCUGGUUUUAGUCGAUGGGAUGCUGCCCGCGCUCAACUAUUGACCGCAGGUGCCGGUCUGCUGGGUGCGUUAGUUGCUAUUGGUGGUUCGGGUGUCACAUCGGCCAUGGAAGCACGAACUUCCUGGAUUAUGCCCUUCACGGCUGGAGGAUUUCUACAUAUAGCUCUCGUUACGGUAUUACCAGAUCUCUUAAAGGAAGAAGAGAAAAUGGAAUCUAUAAAACAAUUGUUCGCGCUAAUAUUCGGAAUUCUAAUAAUGGCUUUUAUGACGGUAUUUUUUGAGUCAUGAGCACUUAUUUGGAUCGAGAUUUGUUCUUCUAAUAAUUAAAAUCAUUAAAUUUCUACAAAUAAGUGCUUGCAAUUGAACAUGUGUAUGUAUGCAUGUAUGUUUAAGGCGAAAAUAUAGGUGCUUUAUAUUUGCAUAAUACUGAUUCAAAAAUACAAAAACAAGCGCUUACAAAAACAUUUGGUAUUAUAUAAUAUUUGUGAAAAAUCUUUUUUAAACAAAUAAGUAUAAAAAAUAAGCGGCUAAGCACUUUGUGUAGUUUUAAAAUUUGCUUUGAAUCUUAUUUGCAUUACUGGAAGUAGGUAUUAUUUCAUACAGAAAUAGCAUUACAAGUUAUAUCAAAAUUAAAAAUGGUUAUUUUUUAUUAUUUUUGUAAGAUUUUCGCCAUAUACUUUUAGUUGCAUUAUUUUAUAUAGCACACCAUGAGAAAUAUUUUGACAAGGAUUAAUGGUCUAUAACAGUUUAAUUAUCGCCCCGAACUUUUGUAUUUGGAAUUUUUUAUUUUAUUUCGCUAACUUUUACAUAAAUUCUUUAUGUAGCAUUACUAACUGGAAAGUAGUUGAAUUACUUAUGCAUAGUUUUUAUUAAUGUAAAUAAAUAUCCAAUGUAUUUGUGAUACGUAUAAAAUCAAUCUUUAAGAUUAUGCCGUUAAUAAAAAAUAUCAAACUUCAAGACAGAAGACGAAAAAAUAA
Molecule: messenger RNA, 1893 nt
Organism: Anastrepha obliqua
Lineage: Eukaryota; Metazoa; Arthropoda; Insecta; Diptera; Tephritidae
Gene: Zip99C
Product: zinc transporter ZIP13 homolog
Exons: 5
Coding region: 131-1204 (357 amino acids)
Biological process (GO): zinc ion transmembrane transport; intracellular zinc ion homeostasis
Cellular component (GO): membrane
Molecular function (GO): zinc ion transmembrane transporter activity
Source: RefSeq, a predicted model, not a curated record